AUGGUAGUAAAGAUUAAAAGGAAACCGCAUUUGGAUGGAGUAUAUAACGAGCAAAAGAAAAUUAGACGUAUGUAUUCAAAAAGUAGCAAUUUGCGAAAAAAAGAAAAGCCAACAUUAGAGGGGAAGCUUGCGUUAAGAACUGCUAUUUCAUUAGAAUCAUUGCAAAAUGGCUAUAUUGAAAUUCACAACCAGAUCAUUGCACAAAUAUAUGCAUAUUCGAAUGAACUCAAUACAGUUGACAGUUCAUUAGUUGACUUAGCAAUUGAAAAAAUAUUUUUACAACGACUAAUAGGCACUUUGUCUGAGUACUUAAGCCGUGUUAGAAAGCGUGUUUUAAGUGAAAUGAAAGAAAUAGUUAACAUAUUUAACAAAAAAUUAGAACUUAUGGACAGUCAGGAUAUGGCUUGUGUUGAAAAGAAUAGCUUAAAUUCUUUACUUAAAAGGCCAAUUUCUAAUAUUUCUCCUGAGGAAAAUGAAAAAACUGCCAAAACCAUUGAUUUUUCGAGUAAGAACGCUAGCAUUGACUCUUCACAUGACAAUAUUAAAGUGGCUGAAUCCGAAGUCGGCUUAUCUAACGCCGGGGAUUCAAAUUUUAGCAUUGACUUUCAUAAGUUUAGUGGUUAUGAUUUUGAUCUUAAUGAAUUUAUUACGAAUAGUCACCAAGAAUCCCGAGAUGAUCGAGCUGAUCUGAUUGACUCUCAAAUUUGUGAGAACUUGUGGUCUGAUUUUCUAUCAAAAUAG
Nematocida major is the source of this 741-nucleotide messenger RNA. RefSeq lists its product as uncharacterized. Lineage: Eukaryota; Fungi; Microsporidia. The coding region runs from base 1 to 741 and encodes 246 amino acids. The record is from RefSeq and is a predicted model, not a curated record. The transcript has a single exon.